Molecule: messenger RNA, 2462 nt
Organism: Dinoponera quadriceps
Lineage: Eukaryota; Metazoa; Arthropoda; Insecta; Hymenoptera; Formicidae
Product: dynein intermediate chain 2, axonemal-like
Exons: 8
Coding region: 160-2385 (741 amino acids)
Biological process (GO): cilium movement; outer dynein arm assembly
Cellular component (GO): outer dynein arm
Molecular function (GO): dynein heavy chain binding; dynein light chain binding
Source: RefSeq, a predicted model, not a curated record
AAGUACCCUCAGAGACCGGCGGGAUCGGUAAGUGACAUUUCUUGGUCGCCAGACUCCGGUAGUAAAAUAGUGGUCUCGUACUUCUCGAGGUCUGGAACCCAGCCAAAUUACAGCAACAUUGUGUACAUCUGGCAGAUUGACAACCCUAACGAGCCCUGGAUGACACUGAAGGCCACGUCCGCCACGUUGGUCAGCGAAUUUAAUCCUCGGGAUCCGUCUGUGCUCGCCAGCGGCCUGAUGUCAGGCCAAGUUUGCAGCUGGGACGUCAGGACUGGCAGCACUCCGGUUCAGACGUCUCAUCGUCAAUUCAGUCAUAGAGACACCACGACGACGGUGAACUGGAUCACCACGAAGAACAAUACGGAGUUCUUCUCCGGCUCUGUAGACGGCCGAGCCAUGUGGUGGGACACGAGAAAACUGCGAGAGCCGACUGAGAUCCUCGUGUUCGAUCUGCAGACACCGAACGAGCCGCAGAUGGACCGUGCGAUCGGCGUCUCGUCGGCCAACUUUGAAUCCAGCGUGAGCGCCAAGUUCAUGUUCGGUCUGGAAAACGGCAUCGUGAUCAGCGGCUCGAGAAAGGCGCGGGCACCGGCCGAAAAACUGGCCUGGACCUUCAACGCGCAUCACGGUCCGGUUCUGUCCGUCGAUCGCAACCGUUUCAACCCAAAGAUCUUCCUGACCAGCGGCAACGGCACCGCCCGCAUUUGGGCGGAGGACACUAAAGACGGCAAUCUCGUGUCGACGAGAUAUAUAAAGGAGGGUCCGGUUCGCAGCUGCUGGAACAGAGCGAGACACUCGAUCUUUUACGUCACCACGCAUACCGGCGUAUUGACCGUGUGGGACGUUCUGGCGGGCCUGAACGACCCGAUCCUCUCGGUGCAGAUAUGCAAGGAAAAACUAACUGCGAUCGCGGCGCACGAGAAAGGCGAACUUCUGGCCGUUGGCAAUUCCGCCGGCAACGUUUUCCUGCUCGAGUCAACGGAAGCGCUGUACUCGUUCGAUAAAAAUGACAAGAACGACUUCUCCUCGUACCUGGAGAGGUGUUCUCGUUUCGUAAAGGCGAUAGACACGCGAUUGAAGGAAAUAAAAUUGAUGAGGAUGUACGCCACGGAGAAUGAAUCAAAGACGACGUGGGAAAUUUCGAGAGGCAAAAAGAAGGACAGAUCGAUAACAAAGGAUUACGAUCGCGGUAAACUAAAGAUACACGAUAUGCAGGAUAAGUUGAAGAAUCAUCGUAAGAAGAACAGAAUCGUGAAGAAGAACAAAAGAAGGCUCAAAAACGAGUUCGACGAUCUUCGGGUGGUCGAGGAGAAAUUUUUUGAGAUUGUGGAGAAGGAGAAAUUGAAAUACGAUGAGGACGAGCGUAUUUCAACAACUUUGAAGACCGUUCUAUCCGUAAGGAAAAUCGGCCGGAAGGUCGACAAGGAUUUCAUCACGACGAUGGAUGGAGCGGAAGAUGUCACGAGGGAGACGCCCGCCAAGAAAAUCGCCACCCCGAAGAAGAUCAAGAUCUCGACUCCUACGACGGAAGUAGAGGAGCGUGUUGAACAAGAGGAGCCAAUGGUAGAGGAACCCUUGCCUCCGUCGGCGGAAACGAUCGUGGAAUCUCCAACGGAGGAAAUUAGCAAGAGGAAACGCAGGAAGCGACUGCCCGUCGCUUUCAGGUUGCCGAGGCCGUGCAAAGUUAGUGUCUGCAAACCUGACAUUUGCUGCCGCGGAAAAUUAAGCAUCAGAUUCGCAGAUCGUGCGGUCAGAGACCGCCCGAAAUGGAUUCGUGACGGGGCAAAGAGGUCGGAGGAGGAUGAUGUUGGAGCGAGGACGUCGGUCGAAAGCAAGGGCAAGACGAGACAGAGGAGACGGGAAUCUUGGACGAAGCUCGUGCGAGAUUAUAAACGCGCAGUAUCGUCCAGGGAAACAAUUCGUUCUUUCUGGGAAAUGACGGAGCCGCCCAAGGAACUACGAGAGGCCGCGAGGGAAGCUAAAAGGGAGAUCCGGAAAGCCGAACGAAGCGACGAAGCAAGAACGAGAGCGAGGAAGCUCGCCAAGAGAGCUCUGAAAACGACCGUUACGGCUGAGGAAGAAUCUCGAGAGGCUCCGAGGGACUUGCAAAAGGACGAGGAGGGGUACCCUGCCAAGGAGGUCACGCCGACGAGCACAACGGCGAGGAUCUUUGCGGCGCGGAAAGGAAAGAAGGUCGUCAUGAUGGAUCCCUGCACUCCUUGGAAACCGCCCUCGCUCCUGAAGGAUUUGCAGAGUGUCCUCGGAGGGCCUUUGCCGGAAUCGAUCGAGGAAAAGACGAAUCCGGGGUUGGCUCGCAUAAAGGAGUUCGAAGCUGCUCGCGGUAGAGUUUAUCCGCGGAUUUCCGACUUCCACUCCAUCGAUUGACGUCGCGUUAUUCAAGCAUUUCAAUGUUUUUCUUACAUCAGUGCCAUCGCGCUACCCUUGAAAAGUUACGUUUCUCC